AUGCAAAGAGUUCGCGAACGAUUAGAAAUAAAUCCAAAUACACCCCAAUUUGGAUCAAACGAAAAUGAUUUGUAUACUUUCGAGCGUGGUUUCUGUCAAAGCACUGGUAGUGAACGAAGAUCUCCAACAUCUUCAAUCAAUCUCAGUGCUGAUCAAACGAGACAAAUGAUAUCAAACCAUUCGUUUAUGAAAGUUGAAAAAGUAUUAUUCACAGAAAAGAACAAUUUAUCAGUUAAAGAAUAUAUUGAUCCGCUAAUUCAAUUGCACACAUCAUCAGAUCGAGUUUCUAAUCUUCGAAUCUUGGAUAGAUCAAGCUCUGAAAUUGCCAACUUGCCUGUGAGUAGUUGCAAAUGGAUAUCAGAACAAUCUGGAACCGGUCGAGAUACAAUUGAAACACCAAUGGGCAAACUCAUUGUUCUCUAUGGUGAUCUGUGUAUGGCAUUUAUGAAAUACGUUCGUGACACUUUUGAGACAGCAGUGGAAUAUUCAGCUGAACAUUCAAUCGAUAUUGGAAAGAGGUUUAUUAAACAGCUUCGUCAUAUUUUACAGUUAGAUCAAUCUGAUAAUUCAACAACAAUCAUCCAAAAUAUGUUGAACGAGGAUAGACAAAUAUUGCGUAAUUAUGAAAAUAAACUUAUCCCAGUUGUGUACGUUAAACAAAUCGAAAAUAAUAGUGAAUUAUUACAAUUAUUGAAAGAAUAUGUUAAAUAUCAAUGGGGACAAUUACAAACAUGGUUUCGUUCAUUUAUUGAUCAACAACGAAAUGAAGCACCCGAACUCUACGAUCGUAUUUUAAUUCGUCAAGCUGAAUAUGGAAAAAAGUAUCUAAAUGAUUGUCCUUAUCUUUCAUUGGCUAUUCAAUUUUUAUACGAAUUAGAUGAAAAUAAUAUUGAUAAAUUAAAUGAAAUUUGGCAUGAUUUAAUUACAGAUGGACGACAAGCAAUUCGAAGACAUGCUAAUUAUUUUAUUCCACAGGUUUUAGAUGAACAACUAUCUAGUAAUACGAGUGGUAUAUUACUAGCAUUAAAAGAUUAUUUUCGCAUUCCAUUAACAGAUAUUUUAAAAGAAAUUCAACAGGCAGAUAGAAACAAUCUAUAUUCAAAAAUUUUUGAUAUCAUGGCAGAAGAUGGAUGGCGGAGUAUAAAUAAAUGUCAAAGUUUAUUACCACCAAUUAAAUUUAAAGUAUUAAGAGAACAAUUCGAAAAACGUUUUUCACCAAAUUAUUUAAUGAACAUUCGAUCAACAACAUCAAUAUUAUUUGUUACAAAUCCUGAACAAGCAACAACAGAACGUUUAGUGUUGCGUGAUUGUGUUGAAAAGUCAUCAUUGCGCUUGACAGAUUUGAUACAAGCUGGUGAAUUAAACAAUGAGUGA
Messenger RNA from Didymodactylos carnosus, 1374 nucleotides. The record is from the annotation of a GenBank genome assembly. Lineage: Eukaryota; Metazoa; Rotifera; Eurotatoria; Philodinida; Philodinidae.